This is a messenger RNA of Phlebotomus papatasi, 2277 nucleotides long. RefSeq names its product sorbitol dehydrogenase-like. The transcript is spliced from 5 exons. Gene Ontology annotation, molecular function: zinc ion binding; L-iditol 2-dehydrogenase (NAD+) activity. The coding region runs from base 433 to 1521 and encodes 362 amino acids. NCBI's taxonomy places the organism in Eukaryota, Metazoa, Arthropoda, Insecta, Diptera, Psychodidae. Gene Ontology annotation, biological process: D-sorbitol catabolic process. The record is from RefSeq and is a predicted model, not a curated record.
AGAAAAGGAGCUGUCAAAAUUGGUUUGUUGUCAGAGCCUAUCCCUUUAGCCGUGAAUGUACAAACCCUGCUGCACCUGGACAGAUCCACGCUAUGUUCAGGGGCAGAAGUUGUGGGGGACUUCAGAGAGUGGUGUGAGAAAGUCUUCCAAUUGCACGGAAAAGUUCCUCCUGCUGUGAUUUUUCUGAUACAGGCGUGGAAGAAUCUCGGAGAAUUGAUGUUUGUUCUACCUGACUGUGCUCUCUCAAAUACUCAGUUAAUCCCCAUGUGCAACGCGGAUUAGGUCGCGGUUGUAACGUGAUGUCGCUGAGCAGGAAAAAAUUCAGUGGAGAGCUGCCAGAACUUGGUGAGAUAGUCAGUUGAGCUGCUGGCUUUCGUGUGAGAUCAUCUUCUUCAUUGAGUUCUCUCUCCUACUGCAAUAAAUACUGCUGAAAUGGCCAAGGACAAUCUAACUGCUGUCCUCUAUGGGAUUGAGGAUUUGCGCCUUGAGCAAAAGCCCAUUCCUGAAAUCCGGGACAAUGAGGUCCUCUUGGAGAUGGAUUGCGUGGGAAUCUGUGGAUCAGAUGUUCAUUAUCUCGUGGCGGGUAGAAUUGGUCCCUUUGUGGUGGAACAGCCUAUGAUUAUUGGUCAUGAAGCAUCGGGAAUUGUGACGAAGCUGGGAAAGAAUGUGAAGACUCUGAAGGUUGGAGAUCGUGUGGCUAUUGAACCGGGAGUUUCGUGUCGAGAGUGCAGAUACUGUAAAGAAGGUCAAUACAACUUGUGUCCAGAAAUGAUUUUCUGCGCCACUCCCCCUUGUCACGGGAAUCUUACAAAAUAUUAUGCUCACGCGGCGGAUUUCUGCUUUAAAUUGCCUGACCAUGUGACAAUGGAAGAGGGAGCUCUACUGGAACCCCUCUCUGUUGGGGUUCAUGCCUGUCGUCGGGGCAAUGUGAAUGUUGGCUCAGAGGUGCUCAUUCUCGGUGCUGGCCCUAUUGGUUUGGUCACAUUGUUGACUGCCAAAGCCAUGGGAGCUUCCAAAGUUAUCAUAACGGAUUUAAUAGCUAAGAGAUUGGAUGUGGCUAAGGAACUGGGCGCUGACUAUACAUACCUGGUGGAAAAGGAUGUGUCUGAGGAUGACAAUGUGCGCAAUAUCCAUAGGAUUUUAGGAUCACAGCCGGACAAAGCGAUAGACUGCAGUGGGGCUCAAGCAACUGCCCGUCUAGCUAUGUUAGCUACCAGAAGCGGAGGAUGUGUGAUUCUCGUAGGCCUAGGACAGCCGGAAGUCACCGUGCCGCUGGUAAAUGCAUGUACCAGAGAAGUUGAUAUCAGAGGAGUCUUUCGAUACUGCAAUGAUUAUUCGGCUGCUUUGGCGCUCGUAGCGAGUGGGAAGAUUCCGGGUCUUAAGAAACUGGUUACUCAUCAUUUUGAUAUCACAGAGACUGCAAAGGCCUUCGAGACAUCUCGCUAUGCUCUUGGGGAUGCCAUUAAAGUGAUGAUCCACUGCCAGAAGAGAGAUCAGAAUAAUUCAGUUAAAUUUGAAUAAAAUCAAUCAAUUAAUUUUGCGUGCCGAUAUGUACAGUUUUUGUGGGUUUUAUUACUUUUCACAGCUAUUGCAAAUUGAUGAGAAUAUUAGUUAUAAGGAUUUUUUCUUCUUCAAUUUAUUUUUCGGGAAAUUCCGAAGUAAUAUUUUCAUUGUGAUUGAAUAAUUACUGAUUGCAAAAUAUAACUGAGUAAUACGACAUUAUAUCCGAAAAAAAGCUUUGAGAUCGGACUAGAAACAGUAAUUUUAACAAAAUCAUUUCUUAAAUGCACGAAUUUGUAAAUAGAAAUAAUGUACAAAUUUUGCGCAACGUACAAAUUUUGCAUAAUGUACAAACAUGUUACUGGCCUAAAUGGUUAGGAAUAGCGAUUUCAGGUUUUCAGGGAACCGUCCUCUACAUGGACUUGCUCAAAACAAAAAUAACGUUUAUUCUAAUAUAUCGCCACAUUUUUCCCUCACAGAAAUGUUGUAAUGGCGGUUUUCCAGUGUCAAAGCACUUUUCAAGAUCCAUUUUACAAUAACUUUAAAUGACAUUGGAAUCAAAUAAAAAUUUUCAUCUUUUUGUUAUAGCAUUUUUUUGUUACUUUUAUGCCAUUACGAGAAAUUUUCAAUUUUUUUAUUAGCGUAGUGUAGAUAGACUUAAAACUAUACCAGCUGAAUUGAUUGCUUAGCUGGGAUGUACAUAAUGUAUAAAUCUUCAAACAUUCAGUUGUAUUUAUAGACAAAUAAAUUUUUGAUUGUAUUGUAAUCGCAACUGAA